Limanda limanda (common dab) is the source of this 6450-nucleotide messenger RNA. It is a transcript of the gene setd5, whose product is annotated as SET domain containing 5. Lineage: Eukaryota; Metazoa; Chordata; Actinopteri; Pleuronectiformes; Pleuronectidae. Gene Ontology annotation, molecular function: protein binding. The transcript has 23 exons. The record is from RefSeq and is a predicted model, not a curated record. The coding region runs from base 52 to 4539 and encodes 1495 amino acids.
CCUCCCUUCCCCUGUCUUCCCCCCCUCCCACGCGCCGCUGUGCUGGACGUCAUGAGCAUAGUAAUUGCGCUGGGAGUCACCACACCUGAAACGUCUUACUCAGAUAUGGCUGCUGGAUCCGACCCUGAGUCAGUUGAAGCAAGUCCUGCCGUGAAUGAGAAAAACUACAACAACCACAGCUGUGGGAGCGCACAGAGUCAUGGGUAUCGGGGACUACCAUAUGCUAUGCAACAGUCUUCCGUUGUGUGUUGUCAGGAUCACAACUAUGGCGCACCCCCACCCCCCACCCCACCCGCCUCCCCGCUUUCCCAAACCAUCAUCCCCCGCAUGGAUCUCAACGGCGUCGUCCUCGGCUCCCGCUAUCAUGAAACUACAGAGGACAACUCCGCGGACAGCGACAGCUCCUCAGAGGAGGAAGGGGCCGUGGCCGGCUGGUGUCACUGCAGCCUGACGCCGGAUGGCCUGCUCAUCAAGUGUGACAACUGCAGAGGACUUGACAGGAGGAAAGAAGCAGAGGGCCAACACAGAAAGACUGAAAAUAUCUCGGCUGGAGAAAGUAGUGCCACAGAGAGUGGUGAUGAAGAGGUGUCGCCGUCCACCGUCUCCUACACCGCCACCCAGCACACACCCACCAGCAUCAAACUCAUUGUCAACCGGGUCAAAAGGAGCAAGUCCAAAAAGAGGAAGAAGAGCACAGAAAAGGCUCGUGGGACACCAAAAGGCAAAAAGGUCAAGGCUUUUAGAGAGGGUUCCCGGAAGUCCAUGAGGAUGAAGAACUCUACAACAGAGGCCAGCGUACUGGAUGAGAACACAGCAGAGGGCUGGGAGAGCAGGAUCCGCCAGUGGACAGACCAAUAUGAGGAGGCUCUGGCAAACCAGUACAGCGCUGAUGUCCAGGAACUGAUGCAGCUUCAUCUCUCUGCCAGCACCCCCACCCCAAAAGAGGGGGGUGAGAGUGGUACCACAACGCCUUCCUCCACCACACAGAUCCACACCUCUGUUGAUGCCAUGGACACCAUCAACCACACUGAGCUGGCCUGUAACAACACAGUGCUGGGCUCACAGAUGCAGCUCCAGUUAGGGCGGGUAACAAGGGUGCAGAAACACAGGAAGAUCCUCCGAGCAGCCAAGAACCUGGAACCAGACACACUCAUAAUUGAAUAUCGGGGAAAGGUUAUGCUCAAACAACAGUUUGAGGUCAACGGGCACUUCUUUAAAAAACCCUACCCCUUUGUGCUGUUUUACUCCAAAUUUAACGAUGUCGAGAUGUGCGUAGAUGCACGGACCUUUGGAAAUGACGCCCGCUUCAUCAGAAGGUCCUGUACCCCCAACGCUGAGGUCCGACAUAUGAUUGCUGAGGGUAUAUGCCAUCUCUGCAUCCAUUCUGUCAGUCACAUCACAAAGGACACUGAGGUCACCAUUGGAUUUGACUAUGAGUUCAAUAGCUGUAAUUACAAAGUGGAUUGUGCCUGCCAUAAGGGUAACCAGAAUUGCCCGGUGCAGAAGCACAACCUUAGCCCCAAGGAGAACUUUCUGAGUCCCCCUUCUCUGCUGCCUCCCUCUCCUCUGAUUGGUGCCGAGACCCGUCGAAGAAAAGCUCGCAGGAGGGAAAUCGAGGGCUGUUUGACCAGCGAUAGCAACCAGACCCUAGAUGAGCACCAGGAGGCCAAAGAGCAGCCGGGGACAAGUGAUGCAGAGGAGAGUCUAAUGGAUGAGAUGAAAGUGGAUGACGGAGAGGAUGGAGAGGUAGAUGAAAAUGGGCUCCCCAUCUCCAGUAAAAAAACAUUAAACAGUCUGGUGAGUAGGAGGAGGAGAGUGGGAGGAACAGAGAUAAAGGAGGAGGGUGUAGAAACUGAGGACGGGGUAGGAAACCCCACAGGGAACACCCCAAUACCUCACAGCACUGGAGUAGGCGUCAGCACGCGACGUACCACCUAUGUGAUGGAAGCUCCAUCUAUUGAAGAGAAGACCUCAUUACCCUAUCCCACUACCCCAGUUGCCCCUCCUAAACCUGCUCGACCUACAAAGCCUCGGUCCAAGAGUCGGAUCUCUCGCUAUCGGUCCAGCUCAUCACAGCGGGCCCGGCGGCAGCGUCAAGCUCUCGCCCAGCAGGCAGCGGCAGCUGCCGCAGCUGCAGCGUUAGCGGCCAUGCCGUCAUCAGCUGAGCAAGGGGCUGCUCUGGAUGAGGAGGGAUCUCAGGGUCCAUAUGGUGGCGAACAUAGCCACGGAGAGAGCGGUCUAGGGGGUCAUCUACUUGAUGGAGACAGUCAGGGUCUAAACUGCAUAAAUAGAGGAAACUUGCGCGACCCUAAAACCAAGAAGUACCUUGUGACAGAGUGGCUGAAUGACAAGAUACCUGGAGGGGAGAAGGUCCAGCAAGAGGUGCUUCUUGAGCGCCCCCUGCGGAUAACCACUGACCCCACGGUGCUGGCCACCACCCUCAAUAUGCUGCCAGGUCUCUCCCACUCAUCGCUCAUUUGCACCGCACCCAGACACUACGUCCGCUUCGGCUCCCCCUUUAACCCGGAGAGACGCAGGCCCCGCCCACUCCAAAUGGAUGGCACUUAUGGCUGCUACAAAAAGAGAUGGAUAAAGCAGGUGGAGGAUGAAAGCUGUUCAGCCAGUAUAGAAGAUGGCACAGAGUCCACCUCCUCUCAGCAAAGUACCAGUAGCAGAUCCACCCCCAACCCCCUGUCCACUGAACUCAAUCCCCCAAUUAAGAAGCGUCUCUCCAAGUUUACGACAGAGACGACACCAGCACCCUCAGACAACCUGCUUCGCCCACUAUCACCCAUCACGCCGCCACUCCCAGAGGACUCCCUCCACCCGCUGCUCCACACCCCCUGUGGCUCCCUGCUGCCCAAUGGCCUGAUCUAUUCACCCAUGCCCUCGCUACCCGCAAGCCGCUGCAACACACCACUGCAAUUUGAAAACAUAUCGUCCCCUGAGGCGUCUCCUGUUCACCGGCCAGAGUCCAUCUCACCGGAGCCGUGUCUUCAGACAGACUUUGAAGUCCCUCGGCCUCAGUUCCCGGACCUGUCCCUACCCUCCAGUUUGGAGAGCCCUGUGGCUAUGACCUCAGAUGACCUUUCUCUUCCUGGAUGCGCCUCAGGCCAAGAUUCCCAGGGUCCAUCAUGUGUUGGGACCAGCUCCCUUAACCCAGUGUCCUGUGCUCCCUCAGACCUAAACCCCCAAAACAGGGAGCAGGCUUUCAGGACAGAGUUCAACCUCAUAUACACCUGCUCGCCCCUCAACGCAAACCUGGGAAACCCCGUGGCCCCCGAUUGCCGCCAGUCCCUGUCCGAGGGAGGCUUUUCCCCUGCUGAGUCCUUCCACAGUUCUAUAAGUGGCCAGGGGCUGAUGGGAGAUAUGGGCCCCGGCUCUAUGUCACCCUACGGUGAGCCUCAUUAUGGAGGAGGCUACCCAGAAAGUGGCACACCUCCUCAUACCAGCAACCCACCACAAAAGAGGAAGGUGUCUUUGCUGGAGUACCGCAAGAGGAAGCAGAGCAGCGGCCGAGACCCAGAGCCCUUUGGCAGCAGCUCCUCCCUGGGUGGCACCCCCACCCGGCCUGGCUCCCACUACAGCCAAGAUUCCCAUCAUGCCCAUUCCCAUCAGCAGAUGCAGCCUCCAGCCUCCCCACACAGCUCCUUCUCUUCCUCAACACUCAUGAACCCUAUCCCACAGAUAGAGGAGGUCAGUCCUCCAGACCACCAGGGCCCGUCUGCGGAGCCCAGGCGCCAGGACAACAACCAGUGGAUGGUUCCCACUACUGUUGAACGUCUAAGGGAAGGCCAGGGCGCACUCGAGCGUGUGCUUAGAAGCAUCAAAAUGGAACGGAUCUACAAGAGGAGUGACGGAUCGACAGAGAAGGAGUUUGAUGGGGAUCGAUAUGAGAUGCAGGCAGCGUCCAUGGCUUCUCCCAUGAAGAGUCCCCACAGAUACAGUCCCUCCGUGUACUCGCACCAGUCAUCAGAAAGCCACCGGCAGACUGACAGCCCGUCACUCCGCCAGCAGACCUCCACCUCUCCAUUCCCGGGAUCCUUCAGUCCCUCAUCAGGCCAGAGCUUCUACGCACGCCAUCCCUCCCACCCUGGACUUUCCCAGGACCACCCUCCAUCAACCUACCCCAGUCACUCCCCCACCGCCACCUCAUCCUCAGACUCGCGGCCGCCCACAGGGUCUCUACACCAGCAGAGUAGCAGCAGUAACGCGGACAGAGCCCAUGGCUACGGCAGCAGCCACUUAAAAGCAAGUCUUUUGAACAACAGUGGGCUUGCAGGGGCCCCCGCCCCGGGACCCAGGGCCCAUGGGCAGACUAAAAUAGACUUGGGCACCCUGGCCUCCAGAGGGAGUCAGCAGCAGGCGUCUCGCAGCCUGAAAUCGGGCAGCCCGAGCCAGGCAACGCUGCAGGCCAGCUCAAGGCUGCUGUCGGCCUCUGGAUCGACACACUACCCACAGAGAGGGACGAGCCUCAGCCAGUUCCAGCACUCCCCCCUCCAGGGACCCGGAGUAAGGACACAGUCAGGAAGCUUUUAGGACCUUGUUCAAGUGUGUUUGUGUGUGUGAGCGCGUGAGUGUGUAUGAAGCUGUGUACCCCCUCAGCCCCUGAAGCUGUGGUGAAAUGGGGCUCAGGGAGUGUGAGGAGGGUAAAUGUACAGACCUAAGAGGAGCAAGGACUUCUUUAAGGAUUUCUCCUUUUCUUUUUUCUGUCUUUUCUUUCUUUAUUUUCAGAAAAAAACAAAUGACCACAUUCUGCACAAAGCUAAUCAUUGACUUUGGACAUCAUUAUGGAAUCAGUGGAAAGAGCAAUUUAGAUAGAACACACAGAAAAAACAACAAGAAAUCACAUGUAACUUGAAAUUGUCCCUAGUGUUCGCUGAUGUGCCGGACUGUGCAAACAGGCUCUCUAAUGUCAAAAGCCAAAACAUCCUCACAAAUGUCUGUACAAAGUUAUAAAAAGUGUACCUGUUGUCAUGGCACCGAGGUUGGAUAAAUGCCGAGAUGCAUAUAAAUGAGUCUGUGCUGCGGUAAAAGUGAUUGAUUAGGAAAAGGGGGAAAUAUUACAAGCAGAGGCAAAUUGUUAAUCAUCCGUUCUCGAGAUAUAUUCGAGGCAUGGGGAGGAGGAGGAGGGGCGUUUCCUUUAAUAGGGUCAUUCCAUAUGAUUACCAGCUUCCAUGUUCUCUCACUAAACAUGACGCAGCUCUUUUUUCCUCACGGUUCUGUCCGUUCCACUCUUCUGUUGUUGUUUUUUUGUUAUCUUCUGUUCUCUCACCCCCACUGGACUGUUUUGAUUUCAUUUUAGGACGACUCCACUGUAGACUUCUGAUAUUGUACUUGAGACAUACAGGUCUUACGAUUCAUGGUGCUGCAUUGUUUUUUUUUGUUUUUUUUCAAUAAAUUUGAAAUCCAGUUAUGUUCCCGACAUUUGGCUGCAUUCAUCUUGUCAUAUCAGUUAGGAUCCGUUCAAUUUUUCUCCUAAUUCAUACUGAUCAUAUGUUGUAGUGAUGGAAUGCAGGAACAAAAUAAGGGGUAGAUAAUCCAACUUUAUUUCUCUGUUAAAAUGUUAGUUUUUUAUCCUACAGGAGUUUUCAAAAAUAAAUAUAUAUAUAUGUAUUUUUUUUCUGACCAAUCCAUUGCAUUCCGUGUGACACAGGGAAACUGGGCAAAGGAAUAUUUGAGGGAGUGUUUGGAUUGUUUAUAAAACCUAGGUUUGAAAAAAAGCUGCUGUGUUCUCCCGUGAGAGCUGCUUCCCUUUCCACAGAAUGCUGUAUUUUUAUUUCUCACAGACUGACUUUAAUUAAAGCGAUGGUACUCCUGGUCACUGCAGGGGAACCUCAGAGCGACGGCAGGCUGACAGCAGGAGUCGCUCUUUCCUCCCAGACUUUGUUUUUUGGUGCAGAUGUGGAAAACUGCUGCGUUUGUGUGGAAGACUACAAAGGACCGAGGGUCCAGUCAUGUGACUGGACCCCACCUGCCCAACAGCAGCCCCCUCCACCAUCACACAGAAGGGUACUCGUGUUACAUGAAUGUUUGACAGAUUAAAAAAAAGUUGUGACCCAAAAUUAACCAGCACCUUAAAAUGAAAGCGAUCCACCCUAAGACAAAAUAGGACAAUAUGUAUGAUUGUGUUUACUUGUAUAGAAAGAAAUGUGAUAUAGACUUGUCUGGAGAAAAUGUAGUACACUGAAUUUAUCGCAUGAUAUUUGUUUUUAGGGUCCGAGUGACCAACUUUUGUCAGAUGAUUGGAAGCUAAUCAUUGGGUCUUCUCCUGGGUUCCUCCAAAAACCAGACACUGCAUACUCUUUGUUUUUUGUAAUGGUCAUUCUGUUGGUUUUGUUUUAUUUUUUUCACAGAUCAUAGUAACUAUUUCAUUGUCCCCUCCAAAAGAUUUAAAAAGCAAGCGAUGUAAUGCCUUUUUGAUAAUAAAAUAAUCAUGAUGGUAAUGUA